GGAACAUAAACAAACCCGUUCCUGUGCGGGAUAACUAUGGCUGCCACGGGAGCCGGGUCUCCUGGCCGGUUGGUCCAGUAUGUCGUAGUCCGGUCGGACCUGGUUCACAAGCUGUCCUGGCCUCUGGGAGCCGUUAUAACUCAGGCCUGUCACGCUGCUACCGCCGCCAUCCACCUUCACUACGGAGACCCGGACACACAGCGGUACCUGGCGGAGCUGGACUCCAUGCACAAGGUGGUGCUUGGGGCUCCAGACGAGGCCGCCCUCUCCGGCCUGUCAGAGACUCUGACGCAGGCUGGUGUGGCCCACAAACUCUGGAUCGAGCAACCAGAGAACAUCCCCACCUGCCUGGCUCUGAAGCCGUGUCUAAAAGAGACUGUCCAGCCGCUGCUGCGCAAGUUCAAACUCUUCAAAUGACUCCCUGAAAGACGCUGUCCGUCUAUAAACUACAGACGAAUACUGUAAUUUCAUCUGUAAAAGGACAUCUGACAGUUGGGCUCUUCCUGUUGGGGGGCCGCAGUAUCUGUCAGUGCUGAUUUCUAAGAUUAAAGAUGGGAUAUAUGUUAUCUUCUGAAUGAAAUUGUUGCUAAUUAAGAAGUGAGAGUCAUUAAGCCACAGCAUGUUAACACAACCAAUCAGGUGAGUUGUAAAAAGUUAAAUAAAGUUUAUAAUGGUUUGAAUUCUAGCCACAAAAAACUACUUUAAAAGGCCUUUAAAAAAAACUGUCUUUCAUUAUUCAUGUUUAAUUUCUUGGUUGGAAAAUGACACAGAAGUCCCAAAUUUGAAGUAUUAAAUUAAUAAUAUGUGUGGAUUUUGACUGUGAUUGUCUUUACUACUCAGGUGAGCCUACGUUUGGCUCAUGAACUCUAAAAUACAGUCAGUACUAGUUCAACCUGUGAAAUGGCGUCUCAAGUUCAAGAAUCUGUAUAUAAACAUUCAUCCAUUCAACCUUUAUUUAAAUCUGGAGGAACCAUUAAAGACACGCCUUCAUUAUCAGUGAUGGCAAGUGUGCAAUUAGAAUAAAUACGCACAAGAAAUAAUUAAAAACUUUGAUGUUAAAGGUUAAAGUAGUUUACAAUCAUGGUUUUAAAUGGAUACGUGCUUGUUGUGCAACAGGAGAACAGACGUAAUACUGUGUGGAGCCUUUAUUUGCAUGUAACCUGAUUAAAUGUUUGUGUUUGGAAA
Dicentrarchus labrax (European seabass) is the source of this 1185-nucleotide messenger RNA. RefSeq names its product peptidyl-tRNA hydrolase domain containing 1 (gene ptrhd1). Gene Ontology annotation, molecular function: peptidyl-tRNA hydrolase activity. The transcript has 2 exons. The record is from RefSeq and is a predicted model, not a curated record. Bases 37 to 417 code for a protein of 126 amino acids. NCBI's taxonomy places the organism in Eukaryota, Metazoa, Chordata, Actinopteri, Moronidae.